Molecule: messenger RNA, 1153 nt
Organism: Hyposmocoma kahamanoa
Lineage: Eukaryota; Metazoa; Arthropoda; Insecta; Lepidoptera; Cosmopterigidae
Exons: 8
Coding region: 16-1086 (356 amino acids)
Source: RefSeq, a predicted model, not a curated record
AAAAGCAAUCUCGGGAUGCAGGCUCUAAGAAUUAGCAUAAAUCAACACAAUGAUGAGCCCAAUGUUUUCGUUGAUGCUUCGUCUCCACCCGAAAGUGACAUUGAGCUCGUUAUUGACGAAUCGAGGGCUGCAGACUCGGCCAACAGGAGGUUUGGCGCUCCACGCGCUCGAGAAGACCACCGGCCUAUUUGGAUGACGGACCUUUCAUCCGAAGUACGGGAGAAUUUUAGAGCAAUUUUUGAAUUAUGGAAGUCAGGCGAAGUACAUAAGAGAAUACCUUUUAAAGUACCUCCUGUAGAGCCAUUACCCAUGCCACCAUUUUGCGAUAACAUAAACAAACUCGGUGUCAAAGCGUACGUAGAAACAGGCAUAUUGAAUUUUUAUGGACUAAAGGAAAUGACUCUUGACAAAAUCGAUGUUUCGGACACAGCCCAUGACAUUACCGUAUCUAUGAGUGCACCCAAAGUGCACAUACAUUCUGAUACUUAUAGUAUUAGUGGUAAAGCAAUGUAUGUAUACAAAGUCAAGGGGACAGGAACAUUGGAUAUCACACUGUUUAACGUAAAAGGUAGUGGGAAAAUCCAUCUCAAAGGCACAGACACUGGUACGGAGAUAGAUCAAUUAACGGUAAAAAUAGCCUGCGAGAAAGCGGAGGGUAACUUACAAAAUGCCUCAUGGCCAAUUAACAAUUUGAUUAACACAAAAGGCCGCCAAUUAGUUGAAGCUUUCAAAACAGAAAUACAGUCUAUAGCCAUGAAGCAGGUUCAAAAGAUCUUCGGGGAACCUCUUUCCAGGAUAAAGUUUGACGACCUGCUUCAAUACAUGAAAGACAUCUUAGAUGACACUCUUUUAAGUAAGAGUCUUAAAAGGUCUAAUUCGGAAGAUGGCUUCUACAAUUCUACUUAUGUUGACAAUGACAUAGAUGUUUCAACUGUUCCUAUUGUUGAAAAUGACUUAGACCAUUCAACUGACACAGUUGUCAAAGAUAGUUUAAAUAAUUCACCUGAUGUUGAAGAUACCUUGAAAAAUUCAACAGACUUCCGGAAAAUUCGCACCGGUUCACAAACCUUGAGAGACCGCAAUUAAUAUAAUGGAAGAAAUUAAGUGCGGUGCUGUUCCAGUUAUUUAUUUCAAAGAAUGUAACAUAGUCUGG